CGGCGCGGCUCCUUCAAGAUGGCGGAGUUGGAUCAGCUGCCUGACGAGAAAUCCUGAGAUUCAUCAACCAGACCUUGUUGGAAGACAUUUACUUGGAAUUAAAUAAUUUAAGAUCGGGAAUUGAAUGGAUGGCAUACUUCUUCCUUACAGAAAUAUAAAUCCAAAUCACUCCACGCUUCUUGUAUUCAGCACUGUAAUUUAAGGAGAAGGUUGAAUUCAUCACUACUAAUAUUGCAGAAGAAAUUCUGAUCCCCGGCAAAUCACUUCAAUAUCUACUAGUAUACACCUCAUAUAGAAGGCUAGAUAUUCAGUUUGAGCCACCAAUCAAGUGGGAAGAAAAUUGUUCAUUGAUGCAUAUCUUUUAUAAAAGUUUGAGAGCUGCCAUAGAAGCAAAUUGGUUCAUCAGCAAAAGCCUUGGUUAGUUUGAAAGAGGGAAGUUUAUCCAAUACAUGGAAUGAAAAAUUCAGUUCUUUGCAGAAAACACCCAUUUGGAAAGGCAAAAAUGCAGGAGCUGCUGUAGAAAUGCCCUUCAGAAAUUCCAAACGAACUCGUUCCUUUUGUGAAGAAGACGAAAGACAAAUGAAUACAAGAUCACCAAAAAGAAAUCAGAGAGUUGGAAUGGUCCCACAGAAAUUUACUGUAACAGUGCCAACACCAGACAAAAAAGCAUCACAAAAGAUUGGUUUGCGGCUACGUAAUUUACUCAAACUUCCUAAAGCCCACAAAUGGUGUAUAUAUGAGUGGUUCUACUCAAAUAUAGAUAAGCCAUUGUUUGAAGGAGAUAAUGACUUUUGUGUUUGCCUGAAAGAAUCUUUUCCAAACCUGAAAACAAGGAAAUUAACCAGAGUGGAAUGGGGAAAAAUUAGACGAUUAAUGGGAAAGCCACGAAGAUGUUCCUCUGCAUUCUUUGAAGAGGAAAGGUCAGCGUUGAAACAGAAACGGCAAAAAAUUAGACUGCUGCAACAGCGAAAGGUGGCAGAUAUAUCCCAAUUUAAAGAUCUUCCAGAAGAAAUUCCAUUGCCACUAGUAAUAGGCACAAAAGUUACAGCGCGGUUACGUGGUUCCCAUGAUGGACUCUUCACUGGACAGAUUGAUGCUGUUGACACUCUUAAUGCUACUUACAGAGUAACCUUUGAGAGGACAGGACUUGGGACACAUACAAUCCCAGAUUACGAAGUCCUUAGUAAUGAACCUCAUGAUACCAUGCCAAUUGCUGCCUUUGGACAAAAACAGAGACCUUCUAGAUACAUUAUGACUCCUCCUCAAUUACAUUAUACACCUUCCCUCCAAUCACCAAUUACAGACAGUGAUCCUUUAUUAGGACAGUCUUCUUGGAAAAACAAAAUUUCAGGCUCAGAUAGUGAGACAUUAGGUGGUUUUCCUGUAGAAUUCCUUAUCCAAGUGACCAGAUUAUCAAAAAUACUUAUGAUCAAGAAGGAACAUAUCAAGCAGUUAAGGGAGAUGAAUACAGAAGCUGAAAAACUGAAAUCCUAUUCUAUGCCUAUCAGCAUUGAAUUUCAGAGACGAUAUGCAACUAUUGUUUUAGAUCUUGAACAACUGAAUAAGGAUCUAAAUAAAGUUUUACAUAAAGUUCAGCAGUAUUGUUAUGAGCUUGCUCCAGAACAAGGUCUCCAGCCCUCAGACCAUCCCACAGAUUUGAGACGAAGAUGUGAGGAGGAAGCUCAGGAAAUUGUCAGACAAUCAAACACAUCAACAACUGGACAACCUUGUGUUCAAAAUGAAAAUCUGACAGAUUUGAUUGCUAGACUUACAGCAGUAUUAUUGCAGAUUAAGUGUCUAGCAGAAGGAGGUGAUCUAAAUUCCUUUGAGUUUAAAUCAUUAACAGAUUCAUUGAAUGACAUCAAGAAUUCCAUAGAUUCCACCAAUAUCAGCUGUUUCCAGAAUAAUGUAGAGAUCCAUGUUGCACAUAUCCAGAGUGGCCUCAGCCAAAUGGGAAAUUUACAUGCUUUUGCUGCAAACAAUACUAACAGAGACUGAGAGAAACAUUUACCUUAUAAUCCAGGUGUACAGAAUAUAGUAGUGAAAAAUGCUUGGUGCGUACACUUCACCAAAUAUCCUACUAGUUGGAAGACAAAAGAAAAGGAUAUUUUGAGAGUGGUUGUACUGCUUCUGAAGAAACCAGCAUAAAAUUACCAGCAUUGCUAUGGACUUCAUCACUUGCUAUGCACAUAAUAUUAUCUUGUUUUAACAGCUAAACUUUAGUUAUAAUACGUGUGUGUGUUGUUUUAAACUGAAAGUUAUGCAGACAUGUUUCAUACAAAGGAAAAACUAAAUGUGGUUGCAGCAAAUCCUGGCAACUAUAUUAGAAGUUUUGAAAACAGUGAAACUGAUAUGACACAGAUGAGGGAUUGUAUUAAUAAUCUCUUCUUCUUGGAAACCAUGGUCCCUCAUACUGUGUCUUAAUAGCUUUUUGAUUUUAGCCUCUGAAUAGUGUGCUGAUUGAUAAAGCAGUAUGUAUAUUCCUGUUUUUGAGAAAUAGCAGGAUAAUGGAAUACCUGAAGGAGUGGUAGCAAAUAGAUGACUAUUGUACACUUGUGGAUACUGAGAAUCCCUGUAAAUCAGUUAAUAUCUUUGGAAUGUUUAAUUUAUUGUAACUUAUAAAAGUAAUUGAAUGAAGGAAUAGAAAAGAACUCUUGAAUUCCUAUAAAUGGAUAUAAUAUGCUUUUUCCCCUCCAUAACGGGCAAAAAGUUUUUUAGUUAAGAUAUUUCACACAAAUAACUGGUAAUAUUUUCCACUGAUUGGUUUGCACAAUUUAAACUAAAUACCUGGUUAUCAAGCAAUUAAUAUAAUUUUAUAAUGCAAUUGGAUAGCCAGUCCUCUAAACUGCCUUAAAAACUAAAGACCUGAGGAGUGUAGAGAAAUAUUGAUCUUGUAAAAAGGGUGUAUUGAGUUGUUAUAUUUAGUAUAACCUUGUAAAGCUUCAGUGUAAUAAAUUGUUUUCAGAUUUGAAUUUUCAGAUAGCUGUAGCAAUGUUUUGAUUCUUUAAUACCUCAUAAAAUGAGGUCUUUUGUAUGUUAAUGUAUAAAGAAAAUGUAAACAAUUAUUUUCAAUUUAAAAUUUUGUAUAGUUUUAAAAAUGAAUCUAUAUUCUGUGUCUGUAUUUAUGCUGCUUCAGAAUUUAACUGCAGAGUCUAUAUUUAGCAAAGCCUGUUCUUUUAAGAAAUGCAUAAAUUUUAUUCUCAUUGAUGAGAAGCUUGCAAUGUUUUACAAAAGUUGGAAACCAUUUUAAACAUGAAAAGCAGGUUGAAAUAAUUUUCAAAAAUGGGAUAACUGUUUUCAGAAAUGCAUUCUUGAUUUGAUGUCGAGAUGUGAGGCAAAGAAUUCUUAGGUUGGGAAAAAUGAAUUUGGUGAGAGCUUGGCAAGGAAGGCAUUAAAUUAAUCCAAAAGGAGACAGAAGAACAGACUCAGUAGAGGAGUUCUUGGCAUUAGGAACUUCUAUUUAUUUGUUUACAUGAUUUAUAUGAGCACCCAUGUUACAACAGUGAUUCUGGGUGGCGCACAGGGAUUAAAACCACAGCUGCAACCAAUAAUGCAUGAUGAUGGAGGUAAAACAAUACUCCCCAAUCAUGAAAAAUCACUUCAGCACCAGAGCUCACCUAACCAUGGUUGUGUAUGACAAUGGAAUAGGCCCAAGGCAUGAAAGGGUAUUCAGGAUCCUCAGAAGGAGGCAGCAGGGAGAUCAGUGAUCUCAGGGUCUGUACACCAAUCUAUUGGAGGAGCUAGAAAUCCUAACAUGGGAAAACAAAUAUGAUUUGAUAGGUGUUAUAAAUCCGUGGGAUGAGAGUCAUCACUGGAAUCUAGGGCUCAAAGGAUGUUAUGUUUUCUAAUAAAACAGACAUGAAAAAGGAGAAAGAGGAAUGAAUGUAUGUAAAGAAACCAUAUGUCUGUGAAGAAAUUCAUGUCCCCAUGGAGAGCAUCUAAGUAAGAUUAAAAGGUGUAAGAAACAAAAGUGAUACCAUUGUGGAAGUUAUUAUAGACUACCUACUCCAGCAGAAGAUGUGGACAAUGCCUUUCUAAAUCAGCUUACCAAGCUCUCAAGAACGCACAAUAGAGUGGCAAUGAGAAACCUUAACUUCCUCAAAAUCUGCUGGAAAACUAAGCUAGGAGUGGGAGAUCCAGCAAAUUUCUCAUCUACCUUGACAAUUUCAGAAGGCAGAGAAAAAAUGUGUCAGCAAUCCUGGGCCUAAUCCUGAACAAUAAAGCACUGGGGGUGGGGAGAAUUAUAUGUUGGAGUCUGAGUAACCACAGGAGGAAAAAGGUGGGAGAAGUCAGUCACUUCAUAAAUUGUCCCGAAGGGAAAAGUACCAAGUGGGAUCCUAAAGGCUCAUCCUCAGCUGGUGCUUGCUAUUCAACAACUUUAUAAAUAACCUGAAGAACAGAAUAGAAAUAAGGCUUAUCAGGUUUGCAGAUGACACCAUGAAGGGGAAUUGGGUAAUACCUUCGGAACAAAAUUACAAUUCAAAAUUACCUCAGUAGGCAGGAACAACUGAAUGCUGUUCAACCGUGACAAGUUUAAGGUCACAUAUCUCAUCAGGAAAAAUCAAAUGCAUAACAGGAUUGAGGAGACUUGGAUUGCUUGUGAGCAGGAUUUGAGAGCACCAACUGAAGAUGAGCCAGCAAUGUCAUGCAGCAGCUAAAAAGGCCAAUCUUGGAUUGCAUUAACCAAAGUGCUGGAUCCAGAUUAAGGAGGUAAUAUUUCCAUUGCAUUUCACAAAGGUUAAAUUGUACUAGGAGUACUUUACCAAAUUCUAGGCAUUGCAGUGGAUCCUUACUUUAAAUAGCAAGUUGGAGAUAUUGUAGUUUAGCAGAUUUUGAGCACUGAGCAGGAGAUUGAACUAGCUGACCUAUAAAACACCUAACUCAUACCUUCUAUGAGUCAAUCAAGUACAUGGUUCAUUAAAAAUGGAUUACAUAAUCAUGGUUUCUUAUUUCCCUGCCCAGUAAUUCUGCUAGGAUAAAUUGUAGUUUUAAUUGAUUAAGCAAUAUUCCAAUACUAUUGUAUUGUAACUUUCAGAUUUGCUGUCUAAUCUUAAGUCUUAGAGCAUUUUUUGUAUUGAUAAUUUUUUUCUUGUGGACAAAUGUGUUAACGUCAUGUUUACAUAUCUAUGUUACAGUUGAAAAGAUUUUGAUAUUUUUGAUGGUAUCAACCAACUUGUAGAUAAGGGUGAUCUAAUAGCUUUGGUAUAUCUUUGUCUCUCACCAAAGGCUCUGCCACAAACACCGCUGCCACAGGAUAAGAGGACAUGUGCUAUUAUGGGCUUACAACUGGCUAAAAAAAAUAGGAAACUUAGUACUGUAGGACUAAAUGGGCAGUCCUCAUCCUGGGGAGUGGAGUUAUCAGUUCCCCAGGAAUAACUUGUACAUAAAUCUAGAGUUACAGCUGAGCAGUUAGAUGUCCAUAUUUGCUGAUGAUACCAAACUCUUCUGGGUAAUAAAAUCAAGGAAUUGUGAAGAGCCUGAAAAGGAUCUCUCCAAGCUGAGUGAAUGGUCUACAGACUGGCAAAUGCAAUUCAGUGCAACCAAGAAAGUCAUGUAUCUACACACAAAACAUUUCCUGUACAUUAAUGGGAUCUCAACUGUCAAUGGCAGAUCAGGAUAGGGAAUCUGAUAGCAUCGGUGGACAGCUCAAUGAAAACGUCAAUCUAGCAUUCAAGCUGCUGUUUGAAAAAGGGAAAUCCUGUGUUUAGAGUAUUGGGGAAUGGAAAUGAAACUAGAACUUCCAAUAUGAUAAGGCCACACUUGCUAUAUUAUGUGCAGUUCUGGUUGUCAUGUCUUAAGGAUAUUACAGAGCUAGAAAAGGGCAAAGGAGGGUAACUGAAAGGAUUGCGGGGGUGGGGAGAGUAGCUCUAUAGGGAAAGGAUAUAGCACUUAGGACUUUGGAGCAAAGGGAAGGGAAGAAUGAUAGAGGGAUACAAAACGAUGCCCAGUAUAGAUAACGGUUUUCUCCCUCCCACACUGUCAAUACUCAAGGUCAUUUUAGAAGUUAAAUGCAAAGAGGCUUCAGAUGGGAAUGCUUAUUCCAUAUAGCACAUACUGUGGAAUAAUGUUGAAGGCUAUGCCUUCUGAAUCAUACGCAGCAUGUGGUGAAUACCGGUUGCUGGGAAGUGACGGGAAGGGGGCUACACGCCCCAAUCCAGGCUGGGGAGCAUCUAUCUGGCCACCGUAAGGCUGGCAUAGAUGGACUAAUGGCUAUUUUAAGACUGCAAGACGGCAGCUGGUAGAUCAUACACCCGACCCUUAAUUUAGAAGCUCAGCCCCACUCACAGAAUUAAACAAUAAGCCCAACACUCUGCCUUCCCUGCUCAUUCCCUCGCCAAAAGGCCAAAUCGGCAAAUUGAGAAACUAAACGCUGCAGCGUCGCAGAGAAAAGUUACGUGGGGAGGACGCACCUAAGGUACAAAGCGCCUCCUGCUUGCAAAACCAGGCACCUUUCAAUGCCAACUUCUCCGUGGGUGGCGUCAGCUCUGAGACGCAGACCGUUUGUUCGUUUAACACUCUUCGCAGUGAACGGCUGCGAGGGCGCCGGGAAGUUGGGCAGAUGGGGACCCGCACGGAUUUCUUCUUCUCACCGCAGCCCCCGCGCACCUUCCUCGAUCUCGGCGUUCCCCACUCCCAGAAUCGCGGGCGGAGGCCUCCUGCCGCCCGCUUGUUGCUCCUCCGCCGGAGGAAAGGUCCCCGCAGCCGAGCGGAAGGAGGGAGGCCCUCUGUCGCCUUGCUUGCCAGCUCAGCCCGAGGCUCCAAGGGCCCGCUUCCAACGUUGUGGACAGGAACUGGAGUUUCAUUUUGGAGGGACGGGGAGGGAUGCGGUCCUGCGGAGAUGACCUCUGCUUCUACCAGGGGAAAGAGCUGCUCUCGCUGAAAAACAAAAAGGGAGCCAAACGGCCCAGAUUUAAAAACGGGGUUACUUUCCUUGAAGGUCUGUUUUAGCCACGGAGAGGCUCUUUCGGGCAAAGCAGGCGCAGUUGCUGCCUGGGUGGGAACUCUCUGGAACGGCCUUGCGGGGGAGGAAGGGCUCCUCCUCAGCAGAGGAAACGGUGGAGGCCUUGGGAGUCUCUGUGCUUGGUUGUUCUC
This is a messenger RNA of Python bivittatus (Burmese python), 7092 nucleotides long. It is a transcript of the gene LIN9, whose product is annotated as lin-9 DREAM MuvB core complex component. NCBI's taxonomy places the organism in Eukaryota, Metazoa, Chordata, Lepidosauria, Squamata, Pythonidae. Gene Ontology annotation, molecular function: DNA binding. Gene Ontology annotation, cellular component: transcription repressor complex; nucleoplasm. The record is from RefSeq and is a predicted model, not a curated record. Gene Ontology annotation, biological process: regulation of cell cycle; regulation of transcription by RNA polymerase II; DNA-templated transcription.